UGCUCUUACAUUUUGUUUUAUUUUCAUUACGCGUGUGCUUUGCGAUUAGAUUUUAAAAAAAUCUACUUUGGUUCAAAAAUUGAAGACAUUAUAGUAUUUGUUCGCAGUUUUUAUAUAAAUUAUACAAAAUUGUAUACGCGAUAGUAAAUGAAUGACUGGUUCUACAAGUGAAGUUUUUACGAUAUUUUCAAGUGUCUUUUACACUAUCGAUGCUAUGGCAACCUCUUUAAAAAGAUCGACUACUGUGAUGUUUUAUAUUUUGAUCAUCAAAAAAGUUGGAGCUCUACCACGUUCAAGUUACAGUAGUUCUGAAAUAUCUUCAAUGAACAGCUCUUACUUAUCAUGGAAACAUGAAACGAAAGGCUAUAGUCAUCUUCAGACUGAAAGGAAUAUUUUGUCCCAGGAAACUGACAAUUUCAGUAACAAUAGUAGUAGAAUAGAUGGUAAAAUUGUCUUCCCAACUGAGGAAUCCCCUUUUUUGGUGCCAAGUUUUAAUCAUGUUUGUGAGAAUGCUACAUUCUGUGAAAAUACGACUGAUUAUCCUGAGGAUUUUAUAGAAAAUCUUUUACGAACAAGUAAAGAUAUAAAAUCAUUAUUUUCUGGAGCUGAUUUGAUCCCUGACGUAGAAAAUCGACUUAAUGUUUCUCCAGAAGAUGCUUCACUAUGUAACUCAUACGAAAAAGUGAUUUUUCCAAGAGUUGCUGAGAGUAAAGAUAAGGAAUCACUGCUUGUUGUCAAUCAUGGCAGCUACAAACAAGCUGUUCGAGUAGAAAUAUGUGGAAAUGAAGAUAACGAAUGCAGUGUAAUUAAUGCGACUCCAGAGGGCUAUAAAACCUUCUGCAAGCAAAAAUAUGUCUACAAAAUGUUAGUAUCUGUUUCUUCUACUGGUCAUCUCAAGCAAGAACCGUUCAGAUUUCCUGCCAAUUGUUGCUGUCAUAUUAAAUUUUACGGAAAUCCACAAAUGCGACUGGGAGGAAGCUCUUUAAAAAAAAAAUUUACAAUAAAUCCGAAAACACAUCGAUAAUCUUAGUCAACGUUUCUAUUGUUAUGCAUUUUCCAACAGUUUUUAUUUAAGGACGUUCGGUAGAGAUAGAACCCUGUGAUAAAUCUUUUUG
This is a messenger RNA of Copidosoma floridanum, 1115 nucleotides long. Its product is annotated as Spaetzle domain-containing protein. Lineage: Eukaryota; Metazoa; Arthropoda; Insecta; Hymenoptera; Encyrtidae. Gene Ontology annotation, cellular component: extracellular region. Gene Ontology annotation, biological process: central nervous system formation; innate immune response. Gene Ontology annotation, molecular function: Toll binding; growth factor activity. The record is from RefSeq and is a predicted model, not a curated record.